Guillardia theta CCMP2712 is the source of this 3327-nucleotide messenger RNA. RefSeq lists its product as hypothetical. Bases 1 to 3327 code for a protein of 1108 amino acids. Gene Ontology annotation, cellular component: ribonucleoprotein granule; mitochondrial matrix. The record is from RefSeq and is a predicted model, not a curated record. Gene Ontology annotation, biological process: regulation of mitochondrial mRNA stability; mitochondrial RNA processing. Gene Ontology annotation, molecular function: RNA binding. NCBI's taxonomy places the organism in Eukaryota, Cryptophyceae, Pyrenomonadales, Geminigeraceae. The transcript has 24 exons.
AUGAAGCGAACUACCAACGGCGCAGCGGUGUUGAGCUAUGUCGUCUUCCAUGCAUUGAUCGGCGAGCAUAGUGGAUUCAUUUGCGUGUAUCCUCAGUGUUUACCGAAGGGCAACCUUCAUGAUGAAUACACUUUCUUGUGCAGCUUCAAUCCAAGAGCAGGACUAGUCAAGGCAGGAAGACAUCCGUGCAGAUCGUGGACGGUCAGUGACGGGACGAUACGAUGCAGAACAACUAGAAGUGCACUCGAGGAGAGCAACUCGUCUCUGAGCUCUCCGUCUUACGUGGAAGACAGCCAACACAUCCCCUUGCUAAAGGAAAAGCCCUCAAGAGCCAAUUUUGCCACGGGAGACGAAAGCCCGAGAAACAGGCGAGGAAGCUCUGGGAAACAGGCAAGGCUUUCAUCCUUCAAUAUCAUUCUGACCAGUUUGAUUGACUUUUUGAUGUGUGAUGUACGGCACUUUUGGUAUCAGAAGAGGGACGUGAGGAAGUUGAAGACAGAUGCAACGACUCUGAUGGGCUCGCAAGACCCAGGGCGAGCGAUGGGAGGAGAACGAUUGAUAGAAACAAUCGACUUUCUGGGUGUUUUCUCUGAGAGCUUCAAGAAGAUCAACGCUGAUGCUGUAGAAGCGGCUGGAAAUAUCUCCGGGGCCGGAAACAAAUCACAGGAAACAAGCAUUAUACCGAAGCUUGAUAGUGAUGUGAUCAAGAAGAUAGACUUCCUUGGUGUCCUUAAUGCAGAGAUGGUCCCUUUGAUGCGGUACAAGACUAGUCAGAAGUCGUUGAACAUUGUCGACCUGCUCAAGUCCAACGAGGAGAUGAUGAAGAAAGCAGGAGGAAGCGCCCUUGGCAGCGAGAUUCUGCUCAACACACUCGCGAAGUUCCGUCCUUCGUUUGGAUUGCCUGACAUGAAGGAUUCUAAAUCAACGCCAAGAAUCAUCUCCAUUCCAGGAAACCUGUUGCAAUACAACGAUGCAGAGAAGCUGAUAGAUGUCCUUGUGAGGGAGCGCUACGAGGAAAUGAUGGACUUGCUGUUUGAGGUCCAACAACCAGAUCACUUUCGACUUCCGGCCGCUCUCCUGAUUCGUUUCCUCCAGUAUGUAACGCUGAAGAUUGAUGACCUCUCUCCGAAGCAAGUUGCUAUCGUGUUGAAUGCUGCGAUUGGAUGCAAGCCGAGCAAGCAGCUGUUUCGAGCGGCUUCGGGUCGAGUUGUGAAGAUGCACGACGAUCCCGUCAGAAAUUUUGUUUUCACCGAGCAGAGCAUCGCCAUGAUCCUCAACGCAUUCACAAGAGCUCGACGGUCUGACCUCCACAGACGAGCCAUCCAAUGCCUUAUCACCGUCAUCAUGAAUGGCCGCAAGAGGAACGACAAGUGGAAGCAAAACUCUGCCUCCUCUUCCUCCUCUUCCUCCUCCUCAAGGCCCCGCAGACUAGGUUCGUCAGGGUCGCCUCGCUCCUCCGGCGGCGGUCGCAUCGGAAGCAUGGGGCAGAGGAGCUCGUUCGAGGUCUUCACUCCCCUCCAGACCCCUGCCAGGACCCAGAGCGCCAACGGGCAUGGAUGGUCAGCGCAGAACCUCGGGAUAGCGAUGAACGCGAUCUCGAAGCUCUACCACACCAUCACGACAGCGAGGGUUGAAGCAGGGGAUAAUGAGGGAGAGGAAGGCGAGGGUACAGGGAGGAAAAAGGAUGACGAUGAAGUGGAGGAUGAUGGGGCAGUUGAAGUUAUUGGAUUCACUUUAUCCGAUAUUCUUCUCUUCUUAGCGAGGAAAGCAGCGUACCUUCCGCCUUCUACCUUCAACUCCAAGGCGAUUGCAAGCAUCUCCAACGCCUGUGCCCGGGGGAGGCUGCAAUACCCAAGAGUCUUCGAGACACUAGCUGCUGCCGUUGAGAUGCUUCCGACUAGCAUGUGGAACUCUCAGGAGAUCUCGAUGCUUGCCAACGCCAUGGUUCGCUGCGGGUACUACAACGAGACUGUCAUCGAACAGAUCGGCCGCGUCGUCUGCAGCCUAGAAGGCAGCUCCUUCAAGCCACAAGGCAUCGCCAUGGUCACUAACGCGCUGUCCAAGUGGGAGGGAGGAGGAGAGGCGUCAGCAGGGAGCAUCAGGAUACCCAGGAGUGUGUGGGAGCACCUCUCCUUCACUGCCUUGUCUCUCACGUCAACACAAGAGUGGUCGACUCAGUCCCUCGCUCUUGUGCUCAACGCCUUCAGCUACGAGGGGAUGGUGAGCAGGGAAAUGCAUGAGAGGAGGGGGGCGAGUGCCGCCGAUCUCCUCCGCUUUCUCAUCACCAUGGCUCCUAGCAAGGAAAAGAACAUGUGGGAGCCGCAGGUGUCAAGAGCAGCAGCUUACAUGAAAGAUGUCUGCCUACUUCACUCACCAGAUCAGCUUGAUAUGAUCAGCAUCUCCAACAUUGCCAAUGCGAUGGCUAAGUUGAGGAUGAGAGAUGUGAAAUUAAUGAGCUUCCUGGCUCAAGCUGCUGUUAUAAAAGAUCCUUCCGUCUUCUCAACUCAGGCCAUCUCGAACAUCUACAACGCAUUUGCUCGACUAAACGUGUUCAAUCAAAAGCUCUGCUCCCAUCUCUCUCUAGCCGCCCUGCUCAUCCAUCCCUCAUCUUUCGCCCCUCAGAUCCGGCAUAUGGCGCAUGCGAUGAUCAUCAACAUCGACGAUGCCGACGAGCAAGCCGUCUCCAACUUUAUCCACUCCCUUGCCACUUUGGACAUCAAGGCUCUAGCGAACAUCGCGUGGAGCAUGGCGAUCUUGAACUGCACUGACGAGGCUCUCUUGCUUUGGGUUCAUCAAUUCAUCACUUGGAAGGCUCUGCAGCUUCCCAGAUGGGCGAGUGAUGAGGCGCGAGCUUUGACGAGUGAACGAUCGGCGGCCGUUCGGUGGGACGGAAGUGAGGACAGUGAUUGGAAGCAGUUUGUGAAGAGACGAGUGUUAAGAGACAACCCAUCCACUUCUAGCUCGAACCUUCAGAAUUCUGUUGCGCUCGCUAUCGCUGCACUUGAUCUGGAGAUGAUCGAAGAAAUGAAAGACACCGUCUCAGGAUACAGACUGGACAUCUUCCUUCCCGCACAACAAAAGGUCGUUGAGGUCGAUGGCCCUCGCCAUUUUGCUUUCGAGACCAGAAGGCCGUUGGGUCCCACAGUGCUAAAGCGGAGGAUCCUGGAGCUGCUCAGAUACAAGCCAGUUACAAUUCCUUACUGGGAGUGGGACGAGCGAGGAGGAGGAGCAGGGGGUGGAGGCUUCACACGCGAGCAGCUGGAGUACCUGCGGUCAAAGAUCUUCGACCAUACCAUGGGAGAUGCUGUGGCGGCAGACCGUCGCUAG